This is a messenger RNA of Nicotiana attenuata, 1137 nucleotides long. RefSeq lists its product as uncharacterized. Lineage: Eukaryota; Viridiplantae; Streptophyta; Magnoliopsida; Solanales; Solanaceae. Bases 1 to 1137 code for a protein of 378 amino acids. The record is from RefSeq and is a predicted model, not a curated record. The transcript has 2 exons.
AUGGCUUCAAUUACUCAUCUACAACAAUGCCUCAACCAUUUCUAUGGGGCAUCAGGUUUGAGAGCUAACCAGGAAAAGAGCUCAAUUUUCUUUAGAGGAGUAACACAUUUGGCAAGUGAAGAGAUAGUGCAGAAAUUUGGAUAUUCCAGAGGAGAAUUACCAGUCAAGUACUUGGGAGUCCUAUUGUCCACCAAAAAGAUGUCCAUAGCUCAAUGGCAACCCCUCAUAGAGAAAAUGGUAGCAAGAAUCUCAUCAUGGACUGCAAAAAAGCUUUCCUAUGCUGGCCGAAUUCAGUUAGUUCAAUCUGUCCUAUUUGGCAUCCAAGCUUACUGGUCACAGUUAUUCCUGAUUCCUAGCAAAGUACUGAAGACAAUUGAAACAUAUUUUAGGAGCUAUGUAUGGUUAGGAGAAAAUGUCAUCACAAGAAGAUCUUUAGUGGCUUGGGAUAAAAUAUGUACACCUAAGAGUGCAGGUGGACUAAACUUAAUCAAUCUCAAAGUUUGGAACAGAGCAGCAACAGCAAAGAACUAUUGGGAUCUUGCCCACAAAUGUGACAAAAUGUGGAUCAAAUGGAUACAUGCUUAUUACAUAAAAGGGCAACAAAUCUCUGACAUGCCAAUACCACAGCAAGCUUCUUGGCUAGUCAGAAAGGUGGUGGAAGCAAGAAGUUUAGCGGAAGCAAUUCAAAUUCAGACAAGGAAUAACAAGAGCAUGAUUAGACAAAUAUACUACAAAAUGGUGGGCCAAUUGCCAAGAGUGGAAUGGAAGGUGGAUACAAAAUGUGUACUAUGCCAAUCAUGUGAUGAGAGCAGGAAUCAUAUGUUUGUUGAAUGCGAGUUCGCUAGGAGUAUAUGGAAGAGAUUGCUAAAACGGAUGCAAAGACAAUCUUUCUGGGCAACCUCAUGGGACCAGCAUUGGAAGUGGGCAAUAGAAAAUGCGAAAGGGAAAUCAAGCAGAGCAGCAAUUUUCAAAAUGGUAUAUGUAGAGGCAAUACAUACGAUCUGGAAUGAGCGAAACCUCAGGAUAUUUGAGAAGCAAAGCAGGGAAGCUGAAGAAUUAGCUAGAAAUGUUGCAUGUAUAUGCAAUGUAAGAGCGACAGAUCAAACUAGAACGUGCAGCAACUUAAAUUUUGAUUGA